AUGACCGACCAACACGCCCAACAUUACACCGCCAUCAAGGACGUCGUCCUCACCGACUUUUUGGACAAGGAACCCGAAACAACCUUCAAGGCCAGCGAUAUCUGGAAGGACCAACCCGCCAUCGUUGUUGUUAUCCGUCGUCCUGGAUGCCCUUUCUGUCGUGAGGAGGUCCGCAUUAUUGACGAUCACCGCGAACUCAUCGAGAAGGAGAUGGGCUUCCGUAUUGUGGUUGUCCUCCAUGAGAAACUGGGCGCUGCUACGUUCAAGCAUGAUUAUUGGAACGGUGGCGAGACUUACUUUGACAAGUCCAAGGGUUUCUACAAGGCCUUGGGAGGUGGCAAGUUGAGCUGGGCAUCCAUCGACCAGUUGAUCCGUCCAACCCUAUGGUUCAAUACCCUCCGAAACCUACGAUCAGGCGUCCGUGGAAACCUCCUUGUAGGCGAAGGACGCAUCUUUGGAGGUCUCUACAUUGUUCGCAAGGGUGACGAAGGAAUCGCAUACAAGUUUGAGGAGACUGUUCUCGGAAACUUGGCUCCUAUUAGUAAAAUCCUAGAGGUCUGUAGUCAGGUCUCGGGUGUGGAUCUCAAGGAUGCUGAGAUUCAGAGGGCAAAGAGACAGGAGGUUCAGGUCCAGGAGCGGGCUGAUGCGGCUGCCAAGGCCGGUCAGACGGAGUGCGAUGGGGAUGUCUGCGCCCUUCCCCCUUCUAAGCUGUAA
This is a messenger RNA of Linnemannia hyalina, 714 nucleotides long. The record is from the annotation of a GenBank genome assembly. NCBI's taxonomy places the organism in Eukaryota, Fungi, Mortierellomycota, Mortierellomycetes, Mortierellales, Mortierellaceae.